AUGUUUCACCACCAUCAUCAAUCUCACAAUGUCAACUCUAAUAUUGAUAUCUAUUCAACUCCAAUAAGGGGUGAAAGUUUAGACGAAAAUGAGAUGGAGUAUGAUGACGAUGAUGAUGAUGAUGAUGAUGAUGAUGAAAAUGAAGGAAAUGAUCAAGAUGAUCAAUAUGGUGAAGAUGGAGGAAAUUCUGUUCAUCAUGUUGAUGCUAGUCUUUACACCCAACCAUCAUUUCAAGAUCUAGUUUCACAAUUUGGUUCACCGCCGAGCUUCACUCAAUUGGUUCAACCAUCUCAACAGCUACCUAAUAAUAAUGAUGAAGCCCCUAUACCUUCAAAGAAAAGUUGGGAUUUGAUUGAAGAUAUUGCUCUCAUAUGUUCAGUCAUGAACACAAGUACAGAUCCAAUUGUGAGCACCAACCAAAAGAUCAGAGUGAGGUGGCAGAAAGUUAAGGAAGCUUAUGAAGCAGCGAGGAUGGAACGACCCCAUCUAAUCCCACGAAGAACCGCCGACAUGCUUAAAUGUCGUUGGGGUAGAGUUGCUCUAGCAUGUUUGAAGUGGUCUGGAAGUUAUGAUGAGGCUCUUAGGAGGAAAAAGAGUGGCACGACAAACGAAGAUGUGCUUAAAGAAGCGCAUUUAAUCCAUCAAAGAAAACACGGUAACUUUAACUUGAUUGAGCAAUGGAAAAUUUUAACAAAUAGUAAAAGUAGUGGGAAAAGAUCAAGGACGGAAGAAGAUUCUGAAACUCCAACAAGUGAACCUCAAGGAGGAUCAUCCACUCGCCCCGAGGGUGUGAAGAAGGCUAAGGCUCGCAUGACUGGGAAGAUGGUUGCAGAUCAAUCAAUUCAAGCUUUGAGUGCAUUUGGAGAGAGUCUUCGACUUAAUUCAUAA
Molecule: messenger RNA, 888 nt
Organism: Amaranthus tricolor (Joseph's coat)
Lineage: Eukaryota; Viridiplantae; Streptophyta; Magnoliopsida; Caryophyllales; Amaranthaceae
Exons: 2
Coding region: 1-888 (295 amino acids)
Source: RefSeq, a predicted model, not a curated record